Molecule: messenger RNA, 4020 nt
Organism: Orbicella faveolata
Lineage: Eukaryota; Metazoa; Cnidaria; Anthozoa; Scleractinia; Merulinidae
Product: cyclin-dependent kinase 2-like
Biological process (GO): signal transduction; regulation of gene expression; protein phosphorylation
Cellular component (GO): nucleus; cytoplasm; cyclin-dependent protein kinase holoenzyme complex
Molecular function (GO): cyclin-dependent protein serine/threonine kinase activity; cyclin binding; ATP binding
Source: RefSeq, a predicted model, not a curated record
UAAAGUACCCAAUAAGCUUUCGAGUUGGUCACUGUCAUGCAGAUAUAAGUUGGCGUUGGCCGUGUGCUAAGUUAAUUUAAAUUAAUAUUUACAUUGAAGACGAUGUUAUUAUCAUAAAAGAAGAAAGACAAACAUAAAUGCAAGCUUAAUGAUAAAUGCACUGUGCAAAUGAAAGAGGGGUUUGUGUGUAUCCGCAUAAAAUACUGGACUGGAAGAUUAAAAAGAAAGAAAUCAGUGUCUGGGCAGAAAGUGAAGUAUGCUAUAUAUCUUAUUAUUUUUUUUAUUCAGUAUUGAAAUCCCAUGCACACCUUGGCCUGUCCCCAAACUAAUUCCAAGUGAACAGCAAGCUAAAAAAAUCUGAUUGUUACUUUCGAUAUUACAGAAAAUCCACCCACACAGUAGGGUAAAGCUUGAGAAAUAUAGUUUGUGCAGUUAAAUCAAACUAAGCUUUCUGUUUGGGACAAAAGCUUUCUUCUUUGGUCAUUUAGGAUACUUAUGCCAGCUGGGAGAGGGGGGGGGGGGCACUCUCCUAUAUGGGCUAUGGGCUAUUUAGGUAUGUGCGGCCCCAAAGGUUAUGGCUUCUGAAUGGUUUCGGUCUGAAAAGGGUAUAGAUUGUUUUGGUCUGAAAUAGGAUAUAUUUUUCACUCUAGCUUGGCGUUGAGUAUUUUGUUUAUGAGGGACUAUUUUUUCCACAUCAACAUUCCCAAAUUUGUAGCUCUUCUCAAAUGUUGCGGCAAUUGGAAGCCAAUUCUGGUUAGCUGUGGUCAUAUAUUAGAGCCGUGUACUAAUUGUAGAGGUCUGAAAUGGGUUUUCAAUUUUUCACUCAGGUCUGAAAAAGGGUAUGGAAAUCACAGAUUUUGGUCUGAAAUAGGGUUUUGAGGUUUGGACCACACAGCCCCUCCAAAAACUUUGGGGAGUGCCCCCACCCCUUCGGCCAUUAUGGUAGUCUUCUUCCAUUCGACGAAACCUGUCCACAGCAACUGUAUCGUAAGAUUUCAUGGCGCUAAAAAGUUCCUUAGUUUGGUGGACAUAAACUUGAGAAAAGUUACCCUCCAUAUGCCUAUGUGGAGACCAAAAUGUGCUGUCGCACUGUCUUGGUCCCUGUAGUUUCGCGAGGUACAAGUUAAGGGUGAGGUGUUUCCACUUCUUUUUCUUUCUCACAUGAUUUGUCAACUGGCGUAAAUCUAAAUCUAAUUUAUGACAGAUAAUUGCUUGAGCAACGGAUGAAAACAACCGAAAGUUUGAGAACUUUUUCUGUCCUCCUCGUCCACCAUUUUGUUGUGAUGGGGGAUGAUCACUGUCCCAACCAAACGCUGCUUUAGGGCUCAGGUGAACAUUUGACCAAUCAAAUUACUGAAAAGUUCUUGCAGAAGCCAAUCAGAUUAUUGCGCGGGAAACACCAACCAAUCACCGGUGCAACGAACAAGCGGGAAUUUGUGCACUCUGUUUGCUUGUAUGAAAGAAAAUAUAUGAGCGUAAACUUCGACUUUAUCACGAGAGGGUUAGAAAAAAGUGCCCAAUUUUUCCAGUUGCCUCAUGGACGCUUUCCAGAAGCUCGAGAAAAUUGGAGAGGGAACAUAUGGAGUUGUAUAUAAAGCAAAGGAUAAAGGCUCAGGGCGAACGGUUGCGCUGAAAAAGAUUCGCUUAGAUACAGAAUCUGAUGGCGUACCAAGUACAGCAAUAAGGGAAAUUUCUUUACUCAAAGAGCUUAAUCAUCCCAAUGUGGUUAGAUUGCUAGAUGUGGUUCCUAGUGAUAAAAAGCUGUUCCUUGUAUUUGAGUACCUAGAUAAAGACCUUAAAAAGUAUAUGGACUCGGCACCUGCUGGUGGAAUUUCUUUGUCACUAGUUAAGAGCUACCUGUACCAGUUGUUAAGUGGCAUAGCCUUUUGCCACUCCCAUAGAAUUUUACACAGAGAUCUUAAGCCACAAAAUCUCCUUAUAGACUCUCAUGGGUCCAUAAAACUGGCAGAUUUUGGUUUAGCUAGGGCUUUUGGGGUUCCAGUAAGAUCAUACACCCAUGAAGUUGUAACUUUAUGGUACAGAGCACCAGAAAUUCUCUUGGGUUGUCGUUAUUAUUCAACACCUGUAGAUGUAUGGAGUAUUGGUUGCAUAUUUGCAGAAAUGAUAACAAGAAGAGCCCUUUUCCCAGGGGAUUCUGAAAUUGACCAGCUAUUUAGAAUUUUUAGAACAUUAGGGACUCCAGAUGAAAGGUUAUGGCCUGGAGUAGCCGAACUUCCUGAUUAUAAAAGUUCCUUUCCAAAGUGGCCGGUACAAAAUCUUCUUCAAGUUAUACCCGCCCUUAGUCAACCAGGCGCUGACUUAUUACAGCAAAUGCUUGUUUAUGAACCAACUAGUCGAAUAUCCGCAAGAAAUGCCCUUAGCCAUCAGUUCUUUGACAGUGAUGUCAGAAGAAGCAUACCCAAGUUUACAGUUUAGUAUAUCUAAGAGAACAAUUUUAAUUGUUUAACUAUUAAAGCACUGUUUUCCCAGGCUUCAACAAAAAUAUGGUGUUAAAAACACUUAGAAAUAAACCUUUGGUCCUGUGGACAAAUUAUGCCAUUCCAGAAAAGUACAUAAGAGCAGUAAUGCUUUCACUCCAACACACAGCAUGAUUUUCAUAUGAAAUAUUUCAUAAAUAACAAACAUUCCGGUAUGAAAAAAUAAUACAAGGUCCUUUUAAAAUCGUAUUAUGUAUAUUCACAUGCCUUUCUCACUGUGACAUCAGUUUAAAUAAUUGCAAGAAAGGUGAUCGAAGUCCAUUGGGCAACCUUAAUGUCUUGAGUGAUUUAUUUUUAUGCCACUUUGGACAGCUUAUCUGUCAGAUUUACUAAUUUUGUAAAAUUCAGAAGUAGCCUUGAUAUAUAAAUGUAAAUAGUUGUACUUGAGUGUUUCAUUGUAUUGUAGAUACAUGUAAUUCUUAUGGAAAAUAUCGAAAACUUUUUGUAUUACUUAAUUUAAUUAAAGUAUUCUUGACAACAAGUGUGACAAAUGCAACAAAUAACAACAGAAAUUAAAUAUUACAAACUUUGGAAGUAAUUUAAUUGUUGUCCCUUUUUGUCUGCACUAAUGCCAGAGUGACCUGAAAAACUUAGCAUCCUUCACUUGGAGUGCAUGACGAGCAAAUAGAAGUUUUCUACAUAGGACAGUAACAGCACCCAGCUUAUUGCAGUUUCCGCAGCAUUAUUUGUGAAUGGAGUAUUGAGCUACUCCCCCAAAGGUUACCCCUUCAUGCAUUUUAUCAGAUUGUCUGAUAGUUUGCCGUUACCCAUUUGUACUCCUGUGUUGAUAAAGGCAUUGUGAGUCUCUUGCGUUGAACACUAGACCUUGAAUCAAACUCUAUUUUUCCCAGUGUCCCUUCUGCUGGCCAUGCUUUGAAAUAUGGAGACGAAUGGGUGUGGCUUAUCGUGUUAUUUUUUUGCAACACUUGUAGUGUUGAAAAAAAUCUGGAUACUUAUUCAUUCGGAGGAAUUUUUAAAAACACUGGGUACUUGCUACAACAUGAUAUAAAUAUGCACCAUCAUCUCGAAGAUCAUGGGUUGUUUAGGGCCUCCAUUGAAAAACUACAAAGAUCAUCUCCAAAUAACUUUCUGUUUUUAAAAGCCUUCACUUUACGGCAACAGUAUAAAAACUGGUAAGCAGGCAAGUCUCUGAUGCAAAAAUAAUUAUAUUAAUUGCAAAUUACACAACACAUAACUACUAAAAAACUUGUUUUACUUCUUGUAUAACACUUGAUGCUGAAAGCGUUCUUCUAUUAACAUUAAAAAUAACACACCAAGAGUUCCAAAUAAGUAAUGUUAUAAGUAAUACCUCUCUCAUGUGUUUGAGUUCUAAACUUUAUUUGGAAAAUUUUGGCUACCAUUCUGAAGAAAACAAUCUUUCAUUAGGUUUCUACAUUAGCCUGCUUUCAUAUAACAGCUAUUACUUUUAAUUAUACUCAGCGAACACACAACAUCAAAAUAAUAACUUGUACAGAGAGACUGUACAAUUUGAGCCUUUGGUGCCUUACAUUCAUUCAACAAG